Messenger RNA from Centruroides sculpturatus (bark scorpion), 1321 nucleotides. It is a transcript of the gene nmdyn-D7, whose product is annotated as nucleoside diphosphate kinase 7-like. NCBI's taxonomy places the organism in Eukaryota, Metazoa, Arthropoda, Arachnida, Scorpiones, Buthidae. The transcript has 12 exons. Gene Ontology annotation, cellular component: centrosome. The record is from RefSeq and is a predicted model, not a curated record. The coding region runs from base 139 to 1227 and encodes 362 amino acids.
UUUUAAUUAGGGAUUUUUCCCCGACUUAGAAGAUUCGAUUACGUUUAAUUUUUGUAAGGAGGGAAGUUCGAAUCACUAUAAUUAAAAUAUAUAAUAAUUUUUCACCUUCGAAAUUAAUAACGAACGGUUUUUUCGAUAAUGGAGGAUAAAGAAGAUAAAUAUAUAUUCAUUGCUGAAUGGUAUGAUAACAUAUCGGGCUUACUCAGAAAAUUCUAUUUUACAUUUUUUACAAUUGAUGAAACUAUAGAAAUGUAUGAUAUGAUCAACAAAAGACUGUUUCUAAGACGAACUCCAUGUUCAACAGUUAGACAAUCUGACAUAUAUCUUGGAAGUAUACUUAAUGUGAUGUCAAGACAGAUAAAGUUAGUUGAUUAUGCCAAUUUAGCAACCAGACAAAAACUUGACACUGCAAUAGAAAGAACAUUUGGUUUAUUGAAGUUUCCUGCCCUUCAAAAACUUGGUUACAUAAUGGAUAUUAUAUAUAGAAAUGAUCUCACAAUAAGUAAUGCCAGAAUGCUGUAUCUUUCUGAAAAUGAAUCAAGAGUUUUAUUGAAAGAAAAUGAGAAGGAAAUACAAUAUAGAUCUUGCACAUGUGUGCCUGCGCCACUUCAUUGCAGUCCUCAGGAGCGAGAUCUGAGAGGCAGAGAAAGAGGUACGGUUCUGGAAGAAAAGAAUAGGCCAAAGCAGAACUUGAAUCCCAAUUCCAGCUUACUGUGUGGUCACAUUGCCAGUUACGCUACCCAAAGCAUCUUAUCCUCAUUUCCAGAACCUAUUAUUUUAGACGAAAUAGAGAUAUUCUUUCCUGAAGCUAAAACUAUUCAUUGCACAACAGCUAAAUUUACUAAUUGUACUUGUUGUAUAAUUAAGCCACAUAUUGUUCGUAAAGAAAAGAAAGUUCCAAUAUACAUUGAUUAUUCUUCUGCUGAAGAUUUUUAUGAAGUUUAUAAAGGUGUUGUUGCUGAAUAUUCUGAAAUGGUCAAACAAUUAUCGGAGGGACCAUGCAUUGCUUUGGAAAUUUCUUCACCAGUAUGUGAAGAAAGUAUGGUGACAAAACUAAGGCAGUUUGUAGGACCUUCUGAUCCAGAAAUAGCGCAACAUCUCCGUCCGACCACAUUACGUGCUAGAUUUGGAGAAUCAAGUGCAAAAAAUGCCGUACACUGUACAGAUUUACCACAGGAUGGAUUAUUAGAGGUGGAGUUCAUUUUCAAGAUUCUUGCCAGAAUAUAGCAGACUUUGAAGAUGCAAUGCCGCCAUUAAUGCCUUUUUACAGUAAUAUUUUACAAUUUUGAGCAUUUUACCUUCUGUUAUGUUACCUCAUUGA